GUGCCAUGGCUACACCGCCGAAAAGAGUCUGCUACAGUCCUCUGUUUGACAAUAGUUUCCACAAGAGGUCGAAGAAAAUCUCUAUUGAGGGAAAUAUUGCUGCGGGGAAGUCAACAUUUGUUAGGCUUCUGGAACAAGCCAGUGAUGAGUGGGAGGUAGUUCCUGAACCAAUAGCUAAAUGGUGUAAUGUUCAAACUACUGAAGAUGAGUCUGAGGAACUGUCAACAUCUCAGAAGAAUGGAGGAAACCUUCUUCAAAUGCUAUAUAACAGACCAACAAGAUGGGCUUACACAUUUCAGACCUAUGCCUGCCUAAGUCGUGUUAGAGCCCAACUUAAACCAAUUUCCCUUAAGCUAAAAGAAGCUGAACACCCUGUACAGUUUUUUGAACGAUCAGUAUACAGUGACAGGUAUGUAUUUGCCUCAAGUUUGUUCGAGUCUGGAAGCAUCAAUGAAACAGAGUGGGCUAUUUACCAAGACUGGCAUACCUGGCUUCUGAAUCAAUUUGAGACUGAAAUAGAACUGGAUGGCAUAAUUUAUCUCCGUGCAACACCAGAGAAAUGUAUGAUAAGGUUGCACUCCAGAGGUCGGCAGGAAGAGCAAGGAAUUGAGCUUGAGUACCUGGAUAGCUUGCAUUCUAAGCAUGAGAAAUGGCUCCAUGAAAGAUCAAUUCAAUUGGAUUUGGAGUCUCUUCGCGAUGUACCUGUACUAACUCUUGAUGUUAAUGAAGAUUUCAAAAAUGACAAGAUUAGACAAGAAGCAUUACUUGAUAAAGUAAAGGAUUUUCUCUUCGCUCUCUAGCCAUUGCCAU
Messenger RNA from Nanorana parkeri, 810 nucleotides. Its product is annotated as deoxycytidine kinase-like. Gene Ontology annotation, biological process: nucleobase-containing compound metabolic process. The coding region runs from base 6 to 800 and encodes 264 amino acids. Gene Ontology annotation, molecular function: deoxyguanosine kinase activity; ATP binding. The transcript is spliced from 7 exons. The record is from RefSeq and is a predicted model, not a curated record. NCBI's taxonomy places the organism in Eukaryota, Metazoa, Chordata, Amphibia, Anura, Dicroglossidae. Gene Ontology annotation, cellular component: cytoplasm; mitochondrion.